Molecule: messenger RNA, 2879 nt
Organism: Podarcis raffonei (Aeolian wall lizard)
Lineage: Eukaryota; Metazoa; Chordata; Lepidosauria; Squamata; Lacertidae
Gene: GABRG3
Product: gamma-aminobutyric acid type A receptor subunit gamma3
Exons: 10
Coding region: 1304-2677 (457 amino acids)
Biological process (GO): synaptic transmission, GABAergic; regulation of postsynaptic membrane potential; gamma-aminobutyric acid signaling pathway
Cellular component (GO): synapse; postsynapse; dendrite membrane
Molecular function (GO): inhibitory extracellular ligand-gated monoatomic ion channel activity; transmitter-gated monoatomic ion channel activity involved in regulation of postsynaptic membrane potential; GABA-gated chloride ion channel activity
Source: RefSeq, a predicted model, not a curated record
ACCUGUUUUCAUGCGGACUAGAAACCUGCGCAAAGCUUCCUGAGCGCGAGCUACUAGCCCACCUCAUUCCCUGCCUGGAUAUUCCUGCGCUCGCGAGUUCUAUUUCGGAUCAAGCAGUGGGCGGAUGGCAGCAGCGGCGCUCGUGUUUACUCGUCUCCAGAUCCAGAGAGGAUCCUGCUUGGCCCACCAGAUUCUGAUUCAGGGUCCUCCUCCUCCGCCUCCUCCUCCUCGUCGCCCAUCCCUGGCUGCCAAGUCUUGCCAAAAGCUGCGGUGGGUUGGGGGGUGGGGAUGUGACCGCCCUCUUUCGCGCUCGCCUGGCCAUCCCUGCAGCUGGCAGGGACCUCCCCGCUCUCGCAAGGACAUCCGAGGCAAUGUUGACGAGGCUCAGCUCGGCUCGCUCCUCAAUAACUGUCAGCGUGGGUCGCCUGGCAAGGAGUCAGCCAAACACAGCAGCCUCCUCGCGAGGCGCGGGCGGCGCCGGGAGGUGCUGCUGUUGCUGCCGCUGCUGUUGCCGUCGCCUAGUCAAGCUGGGGAGAAACUAGACCCCCCAUCCCGCUCCUCCAACUGCCCCCCUUCCAUUUCUUCUGGAGCACCUUGACCCUCAAGGAUGGAGAGGCACCGUCUAAGCUCCUAGUGGCUCCAGCUGCCCGGGAACAAGCCAGGGACCUCUUGGCCGUCCGGGGAGGGAGGGAGUGGGGAAACCCACCGGGCGCUUCUCAGAUGGUGAGGGACCCCACGCAGCCUCGGUGAUCCAGGUCCGGAGGAAGCGUCCCACGUCGGGGAUCGGAGCUUUCCUCCUGCCCAACGCCUGAUGUGCUUUCUGCAGGCGCUUCUUCUCCUCCUUCUCGGACGUGUCUCCACCAGCCGAGGGGCAUGGCUGGCUGACACGACCCUCCCGUGGACCAGCAGCUUGCUUGACCAGCUUAGACAAUUGGGGGGGAAGUGGGGGAGGGGAAGGGGGUAAGGAGGAGGGCUGUGGAGCACCUCGGACCACCUGUCAGACCCUCCUCGGAUCCGGAGUCCCUCUGGGAUCGAGGGAAAGCUCGCUUUGCACUUGGGGGGGUCGUGGGGGUUGCCUUAUGGGAGACGUGGAGGGAAAGCGGGAUAUGCCUUGCAGCGUGCGGAACUGGGAAUAAGGAACAGCCAACAGAGGGGAAAAGAAGAGAAUAUCCGUGGUUUGCUCUCCCUCACCUCAGAUACCACCUCCUCCUCCCCUUUGCCUGAACAUCUCCUGCAACCUCUUCCUCCUCCUCCUCUGGGUCUGCUGCACUUUCUCCCCUCGCUUGGCUGCGCUGCUCGGAUCAUGUCCGCUAAGCUUCUGGUGGGCUUCUUCCUCCUGUCCGUUUUCCAAGCCUGCUCAAGAAAGGUUGAAGAGGAUGACUUUGAAGAUUUCACGACAAACCAAAAAUGGGUAAUGUCUCCAAAAACGCAUGACACUGACGUGACACUGUUGUUAAACAAGUUGCUGAGAGAAUAUGAUAAAAAGCUGCGGCCAGACAUUGGAAUGAAACCAACUGUCAUUGAUGUUGACAUUUAUGUUAAUAGCAUUGGCCCCGUGUCAUCAAUAAAUAUGGAAUACCAAAUUGAUAUAUUUUUUGCUCAGACAUGGACUGACAGCCGCCUUCGUUUUAACAGCACCAUGAAAAGAAGUCUCACCCUGAACAGCAAUAUGGUUGGGUUAAUAUGGAUCCCAGAUACUAUCUUCAGGAAUUCUAAAACUGCAGAAGCUCAUUGGAUUACUACACCUAAUCAGCUCCUGAGAAUAUGGAAUGAUGGGAAGAUCCUGUAUACUCUAAGGCUUACUAUCAACGCUGAAUGUCAGCUGCAGCUACACAACUUCCCAAUGGAUAAACAUUCAUGCCCACUGAUAUUCUCCAGCUAUGGCUAUCCUCAAGAAGAAAUGAUUUAUAGAUGGAGAAAAAACUCAGUAGAAGCUGCAGACCAGAAAUCCUGGAGACUCUAUCAGUUUGACUUCAUGGGUCUCAGAAAUACCUCUGAUAUUGUGCAAACAUCUGCAGGUGAUUAUAUAGUCAUGACUAUAUACUUCGAUUUAAGUAGAAGAAUGGGAUACUUCACUAUUCAAACAUACAUUCCCUGUAUAUUAACAGUUGUCUUAUCCUGGGUAUCGUUUUGGAUUAAAAAGGAUGCCACACCAGCAAGAACAGCCCUAGGUAUCACCACCGUAUUAACCAUGACCACUCUCAGCACCAUUGCAAGAAACUCCUUACCCCGUGUGUCCUACGUCACUGCCAUGGACCUCUUUGUGACUGUGUGCUUCUUAUUUGUGUUUGCCGCUCUGAUGGAAUAUGCCACCCUCAACUACUACUCGAGUUGCAGGAAGCCACACUGCACAAAGAAGAAAAAGUCGCUACCUGAUGUCAGUUUCGGGCACAUGAUGAACUAUUCUGUGCUAGAGAUGAGGCCUCCUCCUACAGUCAUCGCAUUGAAUAAUGCCAUGUACUGGCAAGAAUUUGAAGACAAUUGUAUCUAUGAAUGUCUGGAUGGGAAGGACUGCCAGAGCUUUUUCUGCUGUUACGAAGAAUGUAAAUCCGGUUCAUGGCGGAAAGGAAGGAUACACAUAGACAUUUUAGAACUAGACUCUUAUUCAAGGGUCUUCUUCCCUACAUCAUUCCUGCUGUUUAACUUGGUGUACUGGGUUGGAUACCUCUAUCUCUAGAAAUGGUGAAGGAAACUGUGUUUUCACACUUCUUAGGGAUGGAGAACAUGUGGAAGAUAAGGACCUGGCCAGUGUCAUCGCACAGAGUAAAAGGUCACCUUACGCUUUGUCAUCAGAGAAAGAGAAGAUUUUAUUUACACCUUUGCCUGAAAAAAAACACAAAAUAAAAUAUUCAUCUCAAGUAUGAGAUUAUUAUUAUUAU